This is a messenger RNA of Marmota flaviventris (yellow-bellied marmot), 3882 nucleotides long. It is a transcript of the gene Ccser2, whose product is annotated as coiled-coil serine rich protein 2. Gene Ontology annotation, molecular function: microtubule binding. Gene Ontology annotation, cellular component: microtubule cytoskeleton. NCBI's taxonomy places the organism in Eukaryota, Metazoa, Chordata, Mammalia, Rodentia, Sciuridae. Gene Ontology annotation, biological process: microtubule bundle formation. The record is from RefSeq and is a predicted model, not a curated record.
GCGAUGCUGGCUGUGUCCUGUCGUGUUCCCGGGCCGACCGGAAUGUGACGGCGGCCCCUCGACUAGCCUUCGGUCUUGGGGCCCGCAGGUCGCUGGGCGACCCGCAACCGGGCCACGGCCGAGAGGAGGCUGUGCGACCUCCGCACGAUUCUGUCAAACUUUAAGGACAAAUGUACCUUAUAGCUCAUGGAAGAAAAAACACAAAUCAAGACAUUUUUGGGUUCCAAAUUGCCAAAGUAUGGAACAAAAUCUGUAAGAAAUACACAGCCAAUGCCAAACGGGACAGCUGUUAAUUUAUUAGGAACUUCCAAGAGUAGUAAUGUCAAAAGUUACAUAAAAAAUAAUGGCUCUGAUUGUUCAUUGUCCCAUUCAUUUAAUUGGAGAAAAACAAAUAAGUACCAACUUACUGCACAAAAUACUGAAGAGCCUAGCAGUUCUCAGAGUUCACUUGAUAAAUUAAUUGAUCCUGAAAAACAUGCUUCCACUCAAGGAAUGUUUGAAAAAAAUGGGAUAAAGGGAGGUUUGAAAAGUGUAUCUUUAUUCACAUCAAAGUUGGCAAAGCCAUCCACUAUGUUCGUGUCAUCCACAGAAGAGUUAAAUCAAAAGUCUUUUUCUGGACCAUCUAAUUUGGGUAAAUUCACCAAAGGUACAUUAUUAGGAAGGACUUCAUAUUCUGCAGUCAGUGCUCCAAAAUCGCAAUUAAAUGGAUUUUAUGGAAACCGAUCAACUGGUAGCAUGCAAAGGCCUAGAGCAAAUUCCUUUGCCACCAGAAGCAGUUCUGGAGAAAGCUUAGCACAGUCCCCAGACAAUAUUAAAUCUAUUACUUGUGAAAAAAUGGUAAGGUCUCAGAGUUUUUCACAUUCCAUUCAGAAUCCAUUCCUUCCACCUUCAUCUAUAACAAGGUCACAUUCCUUCAACAGAGCUGUUGAUCUUACAAAGCCUUAUCAGAACCAACAGUUACCUAUCAGAAUGCCACUACGAUCAAAUAUGCUGACAAGAAAUUCCCGACAAUCAGAAGUACUCAAUGGGAAUGAACACUUGGGCUAUGGAUUUAAUAGGCCUUAUGCUGCUGGUGGAAAGAAGUUGGCUUUACCAAAUGGUUCAGGUGUAACUUCCGCUUUGGGUUAUAGGAUGGUUCAUCCCACUCUACUGAAAUCUAGUCGACCUCCAUUUUCUGGGACUAUCGCAGUUGAUAAUAAUAAAAAUGCACCUGCUAACACUUGUGUAGAGGAAGAGGCUUCAGUUUUGGCUAAGGACAGUGUUACUAAUAAGGACCAAGAGCUAAUUGAAAAUGAAAGUUAUAGAACAGAAAACAACCAGACCAUGAAGCAUGAUGCUAAAAUUAGGUACCUGAGUGAUGAUGUGGAUGAUAUUUCCUUGUCGUCUUUGUCAUCUUCUGAUAAGAAUGAUUUAAGUGAAGACUUUAGUGAUGAUUUUAUAGAUAUAGAAGACUCUCAUAGAACUAGAAUAACUCCGGAGGAAAUUUCUCUCAAAGAAAAGCAUGAAAAUUUACCAUCAAAGGAUAUAUUUGAUUCUCCUAAGGAAAAUGAAAAAACUUUCAUUAAAACUGAUGAAUGGAUCGAUAUAAGUGUCUCUGACAGGAGUGAAUGUACAAAACAUCCUUCUGGAACUAAUUUGAUUUCACCAGAUACGGAUUAUAGAGCUGGUUCUUCAUUUGAACUUUCUCCAUCUGAUAGCUCUGAUGGAACAUACAUGUGGGAUGAAGAGGGCUUGGAACCCAUUGGAAAUGUCCAUCCAGUUGGCAGCUACGAUUCUUCUGAAAUGAAUAGCAUUGAUAUUCUUAAUAAUCUUGAAUCAUGUGACCUUGAGGAUGAUGAUCUUAUGCUUGAUGUGGAUCUGCCUGAGGAUGCACCUCUUGACAAUGUGGAGUGUGACAAUAUGAACCGCUUUGACCGACCAGACAGAAAUGUUCGGCAGUCUCAGGAAGGAUUUUGGAAAAGACCACCCCAGAGGUGGAGUGGACAGGAACAUUACCACCUUAGCCAUCCUGACCACUAUCAUCACCAUGGAAAAAGUGACUUGAGCAGAGGCUCUCCUUAUAGAGAAUCUCCUUUGGGUCAUUUUGAAAGCUAUGGAGGGACCCCCUUUUUCCAGGCCCAGAAGAUGUUUGCAGAUGUACCGGAAAAUACAGUGAUACUGGAUGAGAUGACUCUCCGACACAUGGUCCAGGAUUGCACUGCUGUAAAAACUCAGUUACUCAAACUCAAACGUCUGCUGCAUCAGCAUGAUGGAAGUGGGUCAUUGCAUGAUAUUCAGCUAUCAUUGCCAUCUAGUCCAGAACCAGAAGAAGGUGAUCAGAUAUAUAAGAAUGAAGAUUUAUUAAAUGAAAUGAAACAACUUAAAGAAGAAAUAAGGAAAAAAGAUGAAAAAAUACAACUAUUAGAACAUCAACUUGCAACCCGGUGUAACUGCCACCAAAAAUCUAAAGAGGAAAAAUGCUCAUAUGCUGAUAAAUAUACCCAAACACCCUGGAGAAGAAUUCCUCCUCAAGUACUACAGCCUUCCAGCAACCUGCCCAGACCCACAGACCACGCCCAGGGAAAACUAAUAAAGCCACAACAUAUCGAGGCCCACAGUGAAUGUGCAGUCUGGGGCAUGCACCAGAGCAGUGCCCUUCCAGAUGGAGGCUUUACACAUGGCUUGCAACAAGAAAACAAUUAUGAUUUGGAAAACCGGCCUUCUUCAUCAAGCCCACAGUUCAAAAUGGAUGUAACUAAGAGUGCACCUUCUGAAGCGAACUUGAACAUGACCAUGAAUGUUCAAGAGCCUUAUCGUUUGACAAAGAAUCAGAUUAGUGACAUGCAGUUUAUACCUACUUCUCUACAGACACCUCCCCAGUUAAGUAUAGUAGACCAAGCUAAGAGAGUUGGAAGAGAUCAGUCUCCACCGGUGGGAUACCCGUCUCAGCCCAAAUCCUUAAAGCUGUUAAAGCCAUCUACCUUAAGUUCUUUGGCACCCCCUCCAGAUUCUGAAUCAUCUCCAAGUAGGACUCCCACUUCUAAGAAGUCACCGACAAUCACACCAUGUAAUUCAGCAAAACUUCAGCCAACAUCUAGUCAAACAAAUCUGGCAAAUAAUCUGAAUCUGAAAACAUCUAAGCUCCGUCCCCCUUCCAGCUCUUUCAAACAAAAACAAAUAAGCAGCCCCCAACUAGAACCUCAAAACUUCCAGUCCAAGACAAGUAUCCCAAGGCCACUAGCACGACAAAAAGAAAUCAUGCAGAAUCCAAAUGGCAAUUUGCAUUCUGGGGAUUGUUUGGCCUCUAAUCGAUAUUCUCGUCUUCCUAAACCAAAGAUACAUUAAGUACAUAGCCAUUACCUGCCAAUUUGUUUUUUUUUUUUUUUAAAGAAAAAAAAAACCAAUCUGUUCUGUAAUAGCUUUAUGUGCAAUUUGCUACCAUGUUGGAGGUUCCACUGAAAGCCUGCAACUCUUAAAAUUAAAACGUGAAAGCUUCUACUAGUUUGGCUCUUCCAUUUUAUAUCCUGGUUGAAGUAUAUACCAUUUGAGCAUACUCGUCUCAGGUAAACACAGAAGUUUGCUUUCCCAUCUCAGAAGCCUACAGAAGACUCUAAUCAUGCUAACCAUCCCUCUGCACAUCAGCAAAGUAAUAAUAUUUCCCUCAGCAGGCAAGAAGUAGGCUUUGCUGAUUUAGACCUGUUGUAUCUGUAUUAAUUGUGGUUAUCCGAACCCCAGCUCCUUUCACUUGUUCCUCCUGUGACUAUGGCUACUAAUUUAACUCAAGAUGUGGUGAUGAUGGAAGUUGGUAAUCUGUAGAGUUCUGGCCAGUGUUUUAUAUAUUUAAAGGUCUAUGCAAAAGCUUGUGAUGAAUAAAGGAGAAGGAGAUCAGACUUUUAAUGGGAA